Messenger RNA from Westerdykella ornata, 1482 nucleotides. RefSeq lists its product as uncharacterized. The record is from RefSeq and is a predicted model, not a curated record. The transcript is spliced from 3 exons. NCBI's taxonomy places the organism in Eukaryota, Fungi, Ascomycota, Dothideomycetes, Pleosporales, Sporormiaceae. The coding region runs from base 1 to 1482 and encodes 493 amino acids.
AUGUUAUCAAACGUGGUCUACGCCAGCAGUUUGCUGUCCGCUCUCGUUGCAGCUGCACCUGCGCCCCAGGUCCCUGGCUACACAGGUGCCGCUGCCAGCUUCCCCGUCUCCCAACCCACGGGACCUUUGGCGACGUCUUUCGGGCCCGACUCUCAGAUUCCCGCUACUCCAACAAGGCCAGUUACAUUACCCCCACGGAAGAGUCCCAAUCCCACGGGGCCAACAAGCCACGGACCCUUUACAGGGACUCCGACUACCACUGGCGCAUUGAGAGCGAAUACCACAUUGGCGCAAACAAUCGCGCCACAGCCUCCUAGUCCCGCUCAGACCUACUUUAACCCUCAGGGUGUGCUCCUCAAUCCCGCUCCUGUGCCAUACAUGCCCGCUGGUGGUCUGGGUACCAAUGGAACCCAGCCCGUUUACCAGGUAAACUCGGACUUCGAUUUCCACUCUCUCUCCCUUGGUCUGUACCACGAGUACAUUGAGCUCGAUCUCUUCAACAAUGGCCUUGCGGUCUUCUCCGAGCAGGAUUUCAUCGAAGCUGGGUUGACUGCUGAGGACCGCGCCUACAUCGCCUUCAUGGCCAUUCAGGAGACUGGUCACGCGACGGUCAUCAGCAAUAUGCUCGGCCCCGCUGCCCCCGUUCAGUGCACAUACGACUACCCGUUCCGGACGGUCCGCGAGUUCAUCGAUUUCAACCAGAAGCUUACCAGCUGGAGCGAGGCCAGUGUCUUCGGUUUCCUCGAGCACCUCGACAGCCGAGCGGCCGCCCAGCUGCUCCUGCAGACCAUCUCGGUCGAGUCUCGUCAGCAGAUGUCCUUCCGCCAGAUGCUCGGCCUCCAUCCCAUGCCCGUAUGGCAUGAGGCUAGCAUCCCGCAAUCUUGGGCCUGGUCAUAUCUUGCACCCUACAUCAGCUCGUGCCCGGCCAAUCAGACGCGACUCCCGUGGCAGAAUUUCCCUGCCCUCUUCAUCGUUAACCAGCCCAACCCGAACCGCAUCUCUCCUAACGACACCCGGCCAAGGGAGGUUACCGGCAGGCGGGUUGCUGAUCCCAGUGACUCCACAAUCCCGAACAAUGCGUCCUGCGUGAACCUGAACGUCACUGGCUACAGCUGCGGCCCAGCCAUUACCCGCAACCGCACCGAGCCGCUCUCCUUUCCCGGCAGACUGGUCAACAUGACCUGGGAGGCUCCCGGCAUGGCCGUCGGCCCGAACAACAGCUACAUCACCAACAGCACCGCGGGUGCACCCAGGUUCGCCGCCUGGGUCUCGCAGCUGAAUCUGACGUACACCCCCCUCCAGGUCACGGGUAACAACACGGGAUUUACCUACCAGCCUGCGGACGUGGUCUGGGAGGGCGAUCCAGCUGUUAAUUCAACCAUGUUUGUGGCGCUGACGGAUGCGAAUCCGUUCCUUACGCCGUUCAAUCUCACGCUGAUUAAUCCGCACGUGGUUGCGCUUGGGUUGUACCAGGCUGGUUGA